AUGGCGGCGGAACAGAGAAAGCUGCUCGAGCAGCUCAUGGGAGCGGACCAGCUCAUGGGUACUGGUGCUCCCUCUCGCAACGCCCAGCUUUCUAUUACCGAUCCCAAAGUCUGUCGUUCAUAUCUCGUCGGCACAUGCCCGCAUGAUCUCUUCACCAAUACCAAGCAAGAUCUUGGCCCUUGCCCUAAGGUGCAUAGUGAAGGUCUGAAGACGGAGUAUGAGACAGCUUCGGCUGCGGAGAAGGCUAAAUGGGGCUUUGACUUUGACUACAUGAGAGACAUGCAGAAAUACAUUGAUGAUUGUGACCGGAGAAUUGACUCCGCACAGCGGAGGUUGGAAAAGACCCCGGACGAAAUCCGACAAACAAAUAACCUUCUCAAACAAAUCUCUGAUUAUACCAAAACGAUCAACGGCGGCCUGCUUGAGAUUUCCGUCCUAGGCGAAACCGGCUCCGUUGCGCAGGCAUACAAUGAAUUGCACAAGAUCCGUACAGCCAAACACCAAAAGGAAACGUGCGAACGCGAAUUGAAGAAUCUGCAGGAUACCUCUGGCCCGUCAGGCCACCAGAAGCUGCAGGUAUGCGAUGUUUGCGGCGCAUAUCUGAGUCGUCUCGAUAACGACCGUCGAUUGGCGGAUCAUUUCUUCGGUAAAAUGCACAUGGGGUACUCGGACAUGCGCAAGACGUUUAAGAAACUCAGCGAGGAGCUCAAGGGCAGACCACCGCCAGUUCGUCAUCACGAUGACGAGGAAGGUGGCUGGGGUGGCCGCUCAGGUGGUGGUAGAGGACCUCGGUAUGGUGGUGGCGGCGGCUACAAGAAGCGUGGUGGACGGUGGUGA
Molecule: messenger RNA, 837 nt
Organism: Aspergillus oryzae RIB40
Lineage: Eukaryota; Fungi; Ascomycota; Eurotiomycetes; Eurotiales; Aspergillaceae
Product: LUC7 domain-containing protein
Exons: 3
Coding region: 1-837 (278 amino acids)
Biological process (GO): mRNA splice site recognition
Cellular component (GO): U1 snRNP; U2-type prespliceosome
Molecular function (GO): mRNA binding
Source: RefSeq, a predicted model, not a curated record